Molecule: messenger RNA, 3080 nt
Organism: Hyla sarda
Lineage: Eukaryota; Metazoa; Chordata; Amphibia; Anura; Hylidae
Gene: BMT2
Product: base methyltransferase of 25S rRNA 2 homolog
Exons: 5
Coding region: 138-1379 (413 amino acids)
Biological process (GO): negative regulation of TORC1 signaling
Source: RefSeq, a predicted model, not a curated record
GAAAGCGGGCUGUGAUUGGAGCAUUGCCGCCAUUGGUCGGGUUAUGCAGCAGCUGGUGCUCGUCCAGCCUAUGGUGAGCUGCCCUUGUAGUGACGCGUCUGUUGCUGGCGUUGUUAGUGGAAGUGAAGGGGGUGUGGAUGGCUGUUGUUUGUAGCCGGGGAACAGAGAUGGAGCCGGGCAGAACGGUACCGAGCGGCGCGGAUAUCCCCUCCGGUAACGAGAAGUCAAUGGCCAGUACACCUGCAAUGCCAGUGCCGUCUGCCCGGGACAUGAAGCUGCGGCAGGAGAAGCUGUCGGGAGUUGUGAAGAGUGUGCACCGGAGCCUACGGAAGAAGUAUCUGGAAGCUGGCGAUUUUGAUAAAAUAUGGAAAGAACACUGCAAAGAUGAAGAAAGACUUUGUGAAUAUGCUGUUGCAAUGAAAAGCUUAGCAGAUAAUCACUGGGCGAAAAAGUGUGAAGGAGAAGGUCGAAUUGAAUGGUGCCUCGGUGUCUGUCAAGAAUAUUUCUUCAAUGGAGGCAAAAGAAAAGCAAUUGAAAAAGAUGCUAGAAGAGCUGCCUUAAAUAAUACCCAACACCCCAGCGCCGACAACAUACUCAUGUCUGGUCUCCAUGUUUCAAAUGUCACCGCAGAAAAUCAAGACUUUCAUCUGCAUGGCAAGAUCCGAUUGCUUGAUGUGGGAAGCUGCUAUAAUCCUUUUAUGAAGUAUGAAGACUUUCUAGCUGUUGGUAUCGAUAUUGUACCGGCUGUUGAGACCGUAUAUAAAUGUGACUUCCUGAACUUGCAAAUCCAGAGGCCACUUCAGCUCGCAUCUGAUGCCCUUGAUGCUUUCCUCAAGCAGCUGAAGAGUCCCAUAGACUACUUACCUGCUGAACUAUUCCAUGUCGUUGUUUUUUCUUUCCUCCUUUCUUACUUUCCUUCUCGGUACCAGCGGUGGAUUUGUUGCAAGAAAGCUCAUGAACUCCUGGAACUCAAUGGCUUGCUGCUUAUUAUUACUCCAGACUCUUCUCAUCAAAAUCGUCAUGCAAUGAUGAUGAAGAGCUGGAAGAUUGCCAUUGAAUCCCUUGGCUUCAAACGUAUGAUCUACUCCAAAUUUUCUCAUAUGCAUCUUAUGGCAUUUAGGAAAAUCUCCCUGAAAACAACAAGUGAUUUGAUUACAAGGAACUAUCCAGAUAUGCUCUACAUCCCUCAAGAUUUCAAUACUGCAGCAGAAGAGGAAUCUUCAAGCCCUUGUUGUACACGAUCUGAAAUGGAAGAUGAGCAGAUAGCAUAUACUUUUUCUGAGUUGCCAGACGCUCCAUGUGAUUCAGACUCCGGAGAAAGUCAAACCAGCUCAAUGUCAUUCUAUGAGUUUGAAGAUCCUAUACUCCUCCUGAGCUAAGAUGGGCCUAUCAUUUUCUCAUGCCAAUGAUAAGGCAUAGACUUGAAAAGAAAAGAACAAUAAUAAUAAUAAUAAUAAAGUUUACAAAGUUUGCUAUUUUUCCUACGCCUGUAUUUUAGAGAUUUUUACUGUUGUGGAGAUCUGGAUAAUACUUUGUAGUAACUGCUAUACGGUUAGGACAUUUUUUUUGUUUGUUUUGUUUAAAUAAGAACACAAGGUACUUGUACCUGUUGGGACGCACCUGAAGCAUGCCUUUUAUACAUCCAUAUCUUUUGUGGUCACGUUUUGUUCACCAUUGUUAUGCCCAGAGUGGGGCAUAUUGAACAAUUAGAUAUCAGAAAAACUGGCUUGUAAUUUUUUGUUUCUAAACUGUUUCAACAGUCUUAAUGUGCACUAGUUGGUUGUAGAGGAAGAAUAAAUGGUCUUAACCAUUUGAUAAUUUGAAAGUGACUUCCAUUGAAAAGCAUUACCCAAAGAGAAGGAAAAUAAUGAAUAUGUUGUACACUAACUUGUGUAAAAUAAACAGAACAACCAAUAGCUUUUAUGAAUAAGUAAUAUUGCACUGUUAAGUAGGUAUAAAAGUUCUGGUAUGAUGUACAUUGCACACAAUGGGGAAGAUUUAUUAAUAAAUUUAGCCUAAAACUAUGAGGUAUAAGCAUCAGAUUUAUCAUAGUGCUGCAUGCUGUUUUUGGCAGACAUAUAUUACACUUUUUUAGGUUAAAUCUCUUGGUUAACUUUACACCAAUAUUUUUUAUGGCACAUGCCAUUAAUAAAUGUGGUGCCAAGAGCCUAUUACUACUUGUCUUAGCCAUGCCUCUUUUUAUAUGGCAUGUGGAGCAAAAAGUGUCUUAAGAACAUUAUGUAGUGUGUGGCAUGUAUACCAGAUUUUGGCACAGUUUUAUGAAGUAAAAUGCACCAGAAUUCUGUCUCUAUUCCCCCUGAUUUUUGUGAUCUGGGAGUGAUUUUUGACAUUAUUUCUGUUCUGUUAUAACUUUGCACUGAAACAAAGAAAGUUUGAUUUGCUAUUUUGAUUUAAAUAAGUUAUUCAUUUUUUAUUUUUUUUUAAAUAGUUUUAAAGUGUACCUUUCAUCAACAAAAACUUUUUAUAUAAUGUAGAUAAUACCAUUAUAUGUAUAUUUGUAAUAUACAUUGGUUAAAAAAUAUGUAUAUUUUUGUCCCUGCAGUUAUUGCCUGUGUGUCUCUGAGGAGUCCAAAAACAGGAAGUGAGGGUGGACAAGUAGGGCUCUGUGCAGUGAGGACAAGCAGAGCUUUGUACAGUUAGGCUCUGUGACAUGCUACGGGCUCACAGAUGAGGAUGAUUGACAAACCAGGAGCCUGCACAGAGCCCUGCUUGUCCUGUCUUCACUUCCUGUAUUUGUACUCCUCACAGGCAAUAGCUGCAGGGACAGCACUUUUUCACCCAUAACAACACAUAUUUUUAAAUGUGUAUGAGAAAUAUACAUAUAAUUGUAUGAUGUACAUUAUAUAAAUAGUUUUUGUUGACGACAGGUACACUUUAAAUGAUUCUAGGGUUACUUUGAUUAUUGCCUUUUGUGAAUAUGUGAAGCAUUAUUAGUCAUUGGUGCCACAAUUUGGAAAUAUUUUAAAUAUUUUCAUUGCUCAAUGCCAGUAUUAAGCUCUGCUAAAAUAUUGUCUUCCUAAUAAAACAUAAGACUACAUUUAGCAAUCAGAACUGUUUUU